CCGUUUCGUACCUCGAGCGUCAUGGCCAGGCGCGGCGGCCGGGAGGUGGCCAAGCUCGCCAUCAGCCAGUUUCGCAGCCAGACCCGCAUCGGGCGCAGGAAAGCGCUGUUGGGGGAGACGGAGAAGAUCCUGCGAUCGGGUCACGUGGAGGUGCCCAAGUGGUUCGAGGCGCUCAAGGCCGUGCCCCCCACCGCGCAGAUGAGCGCCAUGAGGCCGGAGCGUAUCGUGUACGCGGAGGAUAAGCUCAUCCGCGCGUACUACAACCGCAACCCGAGAGAACGGUUCCAGCCCAUCGACCUGGCCAGCCACGAGCCCCACUACGUGCGGAACUUCGCGCGGAGGCAGCUCAAGGUGAUGAAUCGCAACAGGGUCCCCGAGGACGUGGCGCUGAAGAUCGUCGAGGAGAUGGCCGCGGAGGAGGACAGGGUGGCGAGUGAAAGGGAGGCGCAGGGGCUGCCGUCGACACGCCAUCUCACCCCCAAGCACACGCUGCAGACAAACAUACUCGAGACGAUCCAGCAGGAGGAGGAGAUCGCGUGGCAGCUGGCCAAGAAGUUCAAGAUGACGCGACUGGCGGAUAAGAGGGAGGCGGAGAUGGCGGCCAAGAUGGAGAGGAAACGGGAGUUGGAGGAGAAGCAGGCGCUCGAGGCGGAGAAGCAGGCGGAGGAGACGCAGGUGAAACAAGAGGACGCCCCCGCGGAACCGGAGAGGAAAGGAAAGUCGAACGAGACUUGAAAGAAUAGCCGCGUCGUUGAAACCCAGAUCCAAAGUUCUAGUAUUGCCUCCUCCCGCGACGGUCCAGCGGGCUCGGCAGCUCGCCGUAGAUGGCAUCCGUCAGACUCGGCGGCACCGCGAACUUCCCGGCGGUGCCCGGCGGCGACGUCGGCGUCGGAACAAUCGACGAGACGUCCCCGCGCCACGACUCCACAGUCGCCGCAAACGGCGACGACGACGACGCCGAGCGAUCCACCAAACCCGAUUUGGACCGAAUCGAAUCCUGCCUCUCCAUCGGGGUGGACGCCGCGCGAUCCGACCCCGACCCUGGCGCGAUGCCGACCGACGACCUGUGGAACGCGGUGGCUACGUCGAGGGG
Molecule: messenger RNA, 1093 nt
Organism: Micromonas commoda
Lineage: Eukaryota; Viridiplantae; Chlorophyta; Mamiellophyceae; Mamiellales; Mamiellaceae
Exons: 1
Coding region: 22-735 (237 amino acids)
Biological process (GO): translation
Cellular component (GO): ribosome
Molecular function (GO): structural constituent of ribosome
Source: RefSeq, a predicted model, not a curated record